AAACAACUUGAAGAUACUUGUUUAAUAUUUGCAUCAACUCAAUUUUUGGUGAAUAUGUUAUCAUAUGCAUAACAAAAUUUCAUAUAUCAUCAGUUCAUGUUUAUGGUAAGAUGGAUCAAUUGGAUCGAAAAGAAUAAUUAGAUAACUUCAAAAAGAAUCAAGGAAAAGUCCUUAUUGUAACUGAUUUAGCCAGCAGAGGUAUAGAUCUUCCAUUUUUUGCCAAUGUAAUACAUUAUGAUUAUCCUUCUAAUCCUAAAAUAUUUAUACAUAUUAUGGUUGUACAGCAAGAGCAAGUAAAUUAGGAUAUGUAUAUGCUUUGAU
This is a messenger RNA of Paramecium sonneborni, 321 nucleotides long. NCBI's taxonomy places the organism in Eukaryota, Ciliophora, Oligohymenophorea, Peniculida, Parameciidae. The record is from the annotation of a GenBank genome assembly.